This is a messenger RNA of Trichomycterus rosablanca, 1577 nucleotides long. It is a transcript of the gene malsu1, whose product is annotated as mitochondrial assembly of ribosomal large subunit 1. Gene Ontology annotation, cellular component: mitochondrion. NCBI's taxonomy places the organism in Eukaryota, Metazoa, Chordata, Actinopteri, Siluriformes, Trichomycteridae. Gene Ontology annotation, molecular function: ribosomal large subunit binding. Gene Ontology annotation, biological process: negative regulation of ribosome biogenesis; negative regulation of translation. The coding region runs from base 1 to 702 and encodes 233 amino acids. The record is from RefSeq and is a predicted model, not a curated record. The transcript has 6 exons.
AUGAAGCAGUUCCUACAGAAACAGUUCUCAGAGUUGGAGAACAUUUUCAGAGAGGAGAAAAAUAAUGAGCACGGCAUCGUCUACAUGAGCAGUUCCAGUGCACUGCGGACAGGGGGCGCCACAGCAGGUUUAGAUCAGAGAGGAGUGAAAAGUUGGAGUAGAAGCAGGAGAAGUAGAAGACCGAAUUUACCAUCAAUCACCACCACAAGCUGUCCUCGCGCUCUGUUCCACACUGACGGAACUGACGUGGUUACUAAUCACACAGCGCGAGACUCUCAGUCACAACAUGGUGGAACGGUGUUCAGUCUGGAGGUGUUGGUGUCUCUCCUCAGACAGGAGAACGCAGUGGAUGUUUGUGUUAUUCGGGUACCAGAGGAACUGAAGUACACUCAGUAUUUUAUUGUAGUGAGCGGCUCUUCAACACGUCACCUCCGAGCCAUGGCGGAGUACGCCGUUUCUGUGUAUAAGUUCCUGAAGAAAGACGGUGAUGCUCAUACUCGCAUCGAGGGGAAGAACUGUGAGGACUGGAUGUGUGUGGAUUUUGGGUCGAUGGUGGUGCACUUCAUGCUUCCUGAGACCAGGGAAAGACUUGAUUUGGAGACACUUUGGACACUUCGAGAAUACAAUCAACAACACAACAUUAUUCCACCACACACACUUCCUCAUGAUUUCGUACUCACACACACACACAUUGUUAGUUAGAGAACAUGUGACCAAUUAAAACCAUCCUUGUGAACAGAGAUCAGUGUCUGUGCACCUAUCAUGUCAUUACUAGAGUGGCCAACAGAGGGAGCUGCUCAAUAUAGCAUUUACACGCUAAUAAGCCUGAACAUUAGGACCACACACCUCUAAUAGGUGAGCACGGAUACAUGGACUCCACAAGACAUUAGAAUGAGUCCUGUGGUAUCUGGUAUCAGAACUCUACCAGCAGGUCCUUCAAGCUCUGUUGUGAGGUGGAUCAUACUAGGGUGCAUCCUGGUUCCAUCUCUUUCACUGGUGAGCGAUGCAAACUUCUGCUUCUCUAACGUCCAUCUGAGCAGUCGACCUUCUAAUGCUUCACCUCCAGUUGGAGGAGCUUUGGAUGGUGGACAGGAGAUGCAUGGGUACUCUGACUGGCACAGAAGGGUUGGGUGCACUGUGUGCUGUGCCACAUUCACCUUAUCACCAGGAUUAAGAUCUUCUGUUGGUUCAUAACAGACGCCACAGACAUCAAGACCUCUGGCUCAUCCCUCCAUGGACCACUGUGGGUGGAGACUCACCAGGACUGACUGACCUUGACCCUGAGCUACCCCCCAUCAGCCCGACAUCUAAUAGAUCCCUCAGAUACAGAUCCCUCACAUACAGAUCCCUCAGAUACAGAUCCCUCAGAUACAGAUCCCUCAGAUACAGAUCCCUCACCCUCACAGGCACCAGUGAUGGAGAUUGCUAUGCAUUUGGUUGGGGGUCAUUCUAAACGAGUUAAUCGAGCUAAACGAGUGAUCAUUUCCAUGGUAACUGCUGAACAGCGCAGUGGUUAAAACAUUCACCUGUAAUUAAUCAUGCUGGUUCAGAAUAAAGUUCAUAUCAACAAACAACAA